This is a messenger RNA of Aureobasidium namibiae CBS 147.97, 936 nucleotides long. RefSeq names its product pyrroline-5-carboxylate reductase. The transcript is spliced from 2 exons. Bases 1 to 936 code for a protein of 311 amino acids. Gene Ontology annotation, biological process: L-proline biosynthetic process. The record is from RefSeq and is a predicted model, not a curated record. Gene Ontology annotation, molecular function: pyrroline-5-carboxylate reductase activity. Lineage: Eukaryota; Fungi; Ascomycota; Dothideomycetes; Dothideales; Saccotheciaceae.
AUGGCUUCCGACAAUGGCCUCACUCUGUCCGUCAUUGGAUGCGGUACCAUGGGUAUCGCAAUCCUAGGCGGCAUCAUGGACUCCCUCAACUCCUCCCAAUCCUCUGAACAAGAACAGAACUUGCCUCCCCGUCUUCCAAACCGCUUCAAUGCCACAUGCCGCAGCGAUCGUAGUGCCUCGCGCAUCAAGAACGAGCUGCAAAAAUACAAUGCCAACCUCAAUGUCAUCCAAUCCGAUAACGUGCGCGCCAUGAAAGAAGCAGAUGUGAUUUUGCUGGCCUGCAAACCCUUCUACGUCAAGGAUGUGCUGCAAGCAGAGGGUGUGCGUGAAGCCCUCGAGGGCAAAUUGCUCAUCAGUAUUCUUGCUGGGGUUCCCGAAGCUCAAUUGGAAGAUCUGCUAUACCCUGGUUUAUCGCAUGAGGAGGUCAGAGAGAAGAUCACGAUCGUGCGUACCAUGCCCAAUACUGCUUCAAAGGUGCGCGAGAGCAUGACGGUCAUCAAUCAAUCGACUCCUCCACUGCCCACUGAUACCAAGAAUCUCGUUCAUUGGAUGAUGUCGCGUAUUGGCAAGGUUGUCGAGAUUGAGCCCAAGAACAUGGAUGCAUGUACUGCUCUCUGUGGCUCUGGUCCUGCGUUUGCGGCUCUGAUCAUGGAGGCUCUUGCAGAUGGCGGUGUGGCCAUGGGUAUUCCUAGAGCAGAGGCAAAUCUUAUGGCUGCACAGGUCAUGAGAGGUACUACAGGAUUGGUGCAAGAUGGAGAACAUCCCGCUAUCUUGAGAGAGAAGGUGUCGACACCUGGUGGCUGUACUAUUGGAGGUCUGCUCGCGCUAGAGGAUGGAGCUGUCAGGAGCCAUGUGUCGAGAGCUGUCAGAGAGGCUACUGUUGUUGCUAGUCUGCUGGGCAGUGGCGCGAAGAAUGUCAAUGGAACCAGACAUUGA